Messenger RNA from Microplitis mediator, 2148 nucleotides. RefSeq lists its product as uncharacterized. The coding region runs from base 52 to 1809 and encodes 585 amino acids. The transcript is spliced from 6 exons. The record is from RefSeq and is a predicted model, not a curated record. Lineage: Eukaryota; Metazoa; Arthropoda; Insecta; Hymenoptera; Braconidae.
CUUCUUGAUGAAGUAGCUCUAAGCGAGUGCGUAAAAUUAAACCAACGAACAAUGAAGUUAGAUGGUUUUGUUGAUUUAGGUUUUCAUAUGCCAGAAAAGGAUCUUAACACUAGAGCUGAUCACGCCUUAGUAUUUAUGUUUCAACCCUUUGAAGGUGAUUGGGUACAAGUGAUAGGCUGCUUUCUGAGUCGAAGUGCGACUGUCAGUGACAUAUUACACAAAUUAAUAAUUGAAUGUGUAUUACUUCUGGAAAACGCUGGAUUUAAAGUUGAUGCAGUAACUUGUGAUGGAGCUCAAUGGAAUCGAGGCGCGUGGAAGUUGUUUGGCAUCGAAGAUUAUAAAUUCAGCUGUCAACAUCCACAUGAUCCAAGUCGGCGUUUAUGGUUCAUCUCAGAUUUUUCUCAUCUACUUAAAAACUUCAGAAAUAAAAUCAUGGAAUUACCAUCUUUUUGGAUUCCAGAUGGUUAUGUUUAUCGCAAGCAUUGGGAGGCUCUUUUAAAGUACGAAAAUAGUUUCAAGGCUAAUUUAUCUGUAACGUACAGAUUGACACCCGGGCACAUAAAACCUGAACAAUACCAAAAAAUGAAUGUACUUUUAGCAAUUGAGUUGUUUUCAAAACGAUUAAGAGUGGCUAUGGAGCUUUUUGAAGAGGAAUGUUCAGAAUUAAAAGGUUGUAAAUCCACGAUUGUUUUUAUGGAGAGAGUUGACCGUCUUAUAACAGCCAUGACUUCAAGAACUCCACAGAAUGCUUUACGCCCAGAUAUUUCAUUGACGUAUCAAAACCUGGACAGGCUGUCCACAAAUAAUGUUUCACUGAUAAAAGUGAUAAUAAAAUCAGAGUUCAAUCCAUUACUGAUGAUUAACAUGACUAGAGCUAUCGUUGAGUUUAUUCAAUACCUUCGAGAGUGGGAACACAAGUCAAUUGAAGAAAAAGAAAAAUAUAAAUAUUUGAAAAAGCAUUUAGAUGAAGAUCAGCUACCUGGGAAAUUUGAUUUUGCAAUUACUUCAAGUACACUAAGUGGGUUAAAAAUUUCGCUUGGAGCAACUCUAGAAUUAGUAGAAUUUUUACACACUGAAUGUAAUUAUGAUUAUCUAAUGACUAUACGUCUUACCCAAGAUGCAUUAGAGAAAUUUUUUGGGAUUAUGCGAAGUGCCUGCGGAUGUAACGAUCACCCAGACGUUAUGUUAUUUGGUCAAGUUUAUCGAUUACUUUGUUCUUAUUCCUUGGCGACUCCACCAAAAGGUUCGAAUGUGACUGCUGGGGAACUAUUGCAAUCCUUGAUGCAGACGAAAGAUUCCUUGGCUUUAGCUUCUACUUCUAAAAACGAAUGGCUGAAAAAACUUGAUGAUAUUGUAGAAGGGGGUAUUUGCGACAUUUCUGAAAAACGAAGUGAUAAUGGUACUGGUGAGGAUGAAAAUGUAUUUAAAAAUCACCUAGAAGAUGAUUCCAUGUUGACUGGACAAGUUUAUGUUGAUCGUAGACCAUUCGAAAGUCUUGUUGAUACGACAGAUAAUGAUGAAGAUCAAAGUGACCAAAUCCACGAAGUUCAUAGUCGAAAGCCGUUUGAAAGCUUGGUUGAUGAUAGUGAUGACGAGGACAAUAAUAUCAAUAACAACAAUGAUAAUAAGGACGAAUAUGAAUACCAUCCAGAUCAGGAAUACACUGCGGCAUUUCAAGAUCCUCAUCAUGAUCAUGAUUAUGAUGUCGUGAAAUCGAGUGAUGAAAUUGUCGCGUACAUUGCUGGCUACAUGGUAAGAAAGACCAGUCGCUAUACAAAAUGUUUCACGUGUAUUGAGACAUUACAAUAGGCUAAUAAAGCAGCAAGUGGUAGAGAUAAAUUUAUUGAGUUAAUGAGUGACGGUGGAUUGAUUUUCCCUAGCGAAAAUUUAUUUUUACUUAUUAAAAGUCUUGAGGAAGACGUUUUAACUAUUGUAGGCACAAAAACUAUCAAGUGCAAUACGAUGCAUCAAAUUCUUGAUAGAAUAUCGUUAAGAAAGUCUCUUCCUACACUUGGGUGCCCCGAUCACUCUAAACAGUUGAUUAUGAAAAUAAUUAAUUAUUUUAUAGUUAUGCGGGGAAAUUUUUUGACUAAAUUAUUUAACAAAAACCUAAAUCAACGAAAGUUAUUAACAAGAAAAUAUCGUAAA